Phyllopteryx taeniolatus (common seadragon) is the source of this 1729-nucleotide messenger RNA. It is a transcript of the gene ap1s2, whose product is annotated as adaptor related protein complex 1 subunit sigma 2. The transcript has 5 exons. Gene Ontology annotation, biological process: vesicle-mediated transport; intracellular protein transport. The record is from RefSeq and is a predicted model, not a curated record. Gene Ontology annotation, molecular function: clathrin-cargo adaptor activity. The coding region runs from base 184 to 657 and encodes 157 amino acids. NCBI's taxonomy places the organism in Eukaryota, Metazoa, Chordata, Actinopteri, Syngnathiformes, Syngnathidae. Gene Ontology annotation, cellular component: membrane coat; AP-1 adaptor complex; intracellular membrane-bounded organelle.
UCACAAUUCAACGCUGCUAGUUUUGUCCAAUCAGUGACGAGCUGAGCUUCACCAUCAUUUUGCUAACAACGAGCUAGCUGGACGAGCUAGCUUCACACAUUCGUAAAGAUCGUUUCUUGUUUUUUUUUGUGUGUGUGUGUUUUUACGUGAAUUUACAUCUAAAUCCAGAGGACUACACCGAAGAUGCAGUUCAUGCUGCUGUUCAGCCGCCAGGGAAAGCUGCGCCUACAAAAGUGGUACGUGCCUCUCUCUGAUAAGGAAAGGAAGAAGAUCUCCAGAGAUCUGGUUCAGACCAUCCUGGCGAGGAAGCCCAAAAUGUGCAGCUUUUUGGAGUGGAGGGACCUGAAGAUUGUCUACAAGAGGUAUGCCAGCCUGUAUUUCUGCUGUGCAGUUGAGGAUCAGGACAACGAGUUGAUCACCCUGGAGAUCAUCCACAGAUAUGUGGAGUUGUUGGACAAAUAUUUUGGCAGCGUGUGUGAGCUGGAUAUCAUCUUCAACUUUGAGAAGGCCUACUUUAUCCUUGACGAGUUCCUGCUGGGUGGAGAGGCCCAGGAAACCUCCAAGAAGAAUGUUCUGAAAGCCAUCGAGCAGGCAGACCUGCUGCAGGAGGAGGCGGAGGCCCCACGGAGUGUUUUAGAAGAAAUCGGGCUGACAUAGGCUUAACGUGGCCUGAACCAGCGCUGGCCCAUCUUCUUCUCUCCCGUUUACUGUCAGUGUUGUACUCGUUAUGUAUGUGUAAUCAACAUGUCUGUGCUGUAUUCUUCUCAACUGCGCUUUCUUGUAACGUCCCGUGACUGUGGUCGGUGCCAAGAGUGGUUCAAUUAUGCGUCUCCAUUGCAGCAGCUUCCAUUGUCAAGUCGUCUUAUGUGCAACAUCUGCGAGACCAAUGUAGCAACAUGAACAUCGCCUCGGUAUCAAAUAGUGUUCAAUCAAUCAUCCCUUCCUGUUGUGGUUCUGCUGCUACAUCUGAAAAAAGGAUUUUCAAAUAAUUCAGCUUUUAGUACAUUCAGUUGUUUUCAUUCUUGACGUUUUUUAAGUGUUGUGGAAACUUACGAACGUACACGUUUAAAUAACAUCGGGGGGGGUUUCGAGCUCUCCUCAGAAAAGCAGACGCGUGGCUGUCAAUUUCAUGUAAUUAUGACAAUGCAAAUCUGCCCAUACGCUGACCCAGUAGAAAACGACACACUUAGAAAUUCAGUUCAAAAUAUGUUCUUUCUGUGCAGUGUCAUGUUUGUAAACCUUAAUACAUUUUUAUUUGGGAGUCAUGUCCAGGGAGAAAUGAGUACCUACUGAAACGUGACCCAAAUCCAAAUAGUUCUAUUUUCUGUAUGACAAUGCUUUGGUUUACAUUCAAACCCUGGCAUUUAUGACCAAAGAACUGUGUUUUAUUUUACCUUCUUAAUGGUGUCUAUGGAAACCUGUUGUGACUAAAAAGGGAUCUAUUAUUGUCAGAUCUGCGGAGCAAAGUAUUUUUUCAUUUCAAUUUAAUGCAAGACACUGACAAUUGUCUACUUCUCUGUAUGCAGCAGCAAAAGUAACUAAGAAAUGUCAUAUUGCUGAAUCAGGAAGAAAAAAAAAAAUGCUACCACCUGGUGUUCAUGCAAAAAAUUCAGUAUUCAUCCAAACAAAUUAACUUGAUCUUUAAUUUCUGAAAAAGAAACCAGUUUUGUAUUCAGCAUCCUAUUGACAUUUAAAUUUGACAGUAUUUAAUAAACAUCCUCAAACUGAA